This is a messenger RNA of Prorocentrum cordatum, 1334 nucleotides long. The record is from the annotation of a GenBank genome assembly. Lineage: Eukaryota; Dinophyceae; Prorocentrales; Prorocentraceae.
CUAGGCAAACAGGUAGGCGCCAGAGAUAACCAAGAAAAACAGAAAUGGGCACAGAGCAUGCGCUAGCCAUGUCCGUAGCCUUUUUGCAUCAAGAGCAGCCCUGGCCGCGGAGCCCCCCUCUCCCACCACCACCCGCGGCGCCCGGGCGGCGCCUGGAUGGAUCGCCCUCUGGCGGUGCGCUUUGAUGGGGGAGCGAUGGCUCGAAAUCGGAUUCUUCGUCGCGGCGUGGUACCUCACCUCGUUCAGCACCCUCCUGCUGAACAAGCACCUCCUGGGUGCUCUGCACAUUCGGCCCAACACGCUGGCGGUGGUGCAGAUGGUAUCCACCGCCAUCUACGGGGCGGUGAAGACCGUCGACUUCGGGAAGUGUGCACGAGACGCUGUGGAGGUCGCGAGGCGCGGCGGCCUGGCGGCAGACAAGGGCGGUGACGUGGAGGAGGCCCACUGCGAGGGCGGCGCGAAGGCGGGCCACGGCCGCAGCCGCCUGAGGCGCAGCCUCGCGGAGAUGGGCCUCGUUGGCGCUAUGCGGUUCGCAACGGUUGUCCUCGGCCUCGUCAGCCUGAACCACGUGGCGGCGUCGUUCACCGAGACGAUAAAGGCCUCUGCGCCGUUUUUCACCGUGAUCAUCGCUUACCUCAUGCUGGGCGAGGCCACGACACCCAAGAUCGUGUUGUCCCUGGUACCCGUCGCUGGAGGGCUGGUCCUGGUCUCGUACUCCGAGCUGUCGUUCAACGUGAUCGGCUUCGGGGCGGCCGUGGCAACCAACGUGAUCGAGUGUGUGCAGAACGUGUUCAGCAAGAGGCUCCUGACCAAGGACUACACAGCCACACAGCUGCAGUUUUAUACGUCGUUGACGGCGCUGGUUCUCCAGGGCCCGAUCUUCCUGCUCCUCAGGGAGGGCGGCCCUGGCGCCGCCUUGCCCAGCAGCACCACCAUGAGCCUCGGCGGCAUCGGACUCGCAGACAUUGACGUCAACGAGACCCACGAGUCCUUGACACCUGCGUCUGAGGGCGAGCUAUCUUCCAGCGGGCUAGGCAACGGAACCCUGUUCCUGCUGUGGAUCGACGGCGUGUUGUACCACGCGCAGUCCGUCGUGGCCUACGUGGUCAUGUCGUACCUGUCGCCGGUGACCGUGUCGGUGGUCAACACGCUGAAGCGCGCGCUGCUGAUCUGGAUCAGCGUGUUAGUGUUCGGCAACGAGGUCACAGCAAUGGGCGUGGUCGGCACCCUGAUAUGCUUGUCAGGAGCGCUUUGUUACAACGUCGCGAGGCAGAGCCCUGCGCCGAAAAACAAAUGAGGCGCGCGGGUGGGGGGCGCUGGGCGGCGGGGCGGGG